GUAAGCUGCGCUGUGCCUUAUGUUGCGCCUGCUACUCGCUGGCUCACUCUCUCUCUCGGAUGGUGAUGAUGAUGAUGAUGAUGAUGAAGGCUGGUGCGAUGGAGAUGAUGCUGUGAGAAGCGGCGGAGCUCGGUUCUCGCACUGAAGAGCCUGCUAGAAGCUCACACACACACACACACACACUCUUUCUCACACUCUGUCUGGAGCGUGGCUGAUGACAGAGCACCGAUGACAGCGCCCAGCGCCUGGCCGAGCGCCUCCGCGGACAGGUGAAAGACCUCCCCCCGCCACAGCCCCAAACUCCUGGAGAUGUUCCUCAGGAGCGGCCGUGGAUUCCUCUCUCCGGCUCUGAGACUGCUGCUGGUGCUGCUGCUGCUGCUGGUCUCCGCUCCACAGCCCUCGCUCCAGGGCAGGAAUAAGGGCAGAUGGAACAAGGGGGGAUCCCGUCUGCGGCAGGAGGACUCCCCGCCCCGCAUCGUGGAGCACCCCUCCGACCUCAUCGUGUCCAAGGGCGAGCCGGCCACCCUCAACUGCAAGGCCGAGGGGCGGCCCACGCCCACUGUGGAGUGGUACAAGGACGGAGAGAGGGUGGAGACGGACAAGGACGACUCGCGCUCCCACCGCAUGCUGCUGCCCAGCGGCUCGCUCUUCUUCCUCAGGAUAGUCCACGGGCGCCGCAGCAAACCGGACGAAGGGGCGUACGUCUGCGUGGCCCGAAACUACCUGGGAGAAGCCGUCAGUCGCAACGCCUCGCUGGAAGUAGCAUUGCUGCGGGAUGACUUCAGACAGAAUCCAACAGACGUGGUGGUUGCAGCAGGAGAGCCGGCCAUUCUGGAGUGCGUCCCCCCUCGCGGCCAUCCGGAGCCCACCAUCUUCUGGAAAAAGGACAAAGUGCGGAUCGAUGAAAAGGAAGACAGGAUCAAGAUUCGAGGAGGAAAGCUGAUGAUUUCAAACACAAGGAAGAGUGAUGCUGGGAUGUACGUGUGUGUGGGCACCAACAUGGUGGGAGAAAGGGAUAGCGAGACAGCCCAGGUCACUGUUUUUGAGCGGCCCACGUUCCUGCGGAGGCCCAUAAACCAGGUGGUGCUGGAGGAUGAGGCGGUGGAGUUUCGCUGCCAGGUGCAGGGAGACCCUCAGCCGUCUGUCCGCUGGAGAAAGGAUGACGUGGAUGUCGCUCGAGGAAGGUAUGAUAUCCGGUAUGACAAGGACGAUUAUGUUCUGCGGAUAAAGAAGGCUUCAGCAGGUGAUGAGGGGACGUUCACCUGUGUGGCGGAGAACCGAGUGGGCAAACUGGAGGCCUCGGCUACACUCACAGUGAGAGCUCGCCCCGUGGCACCACCCCAGUUUGUGAUCCGGCCACGGGACCAGAUUGUGGCUCAGGGGCGCACCGCCACCUUCCCCUGCGAGACCAAAGGGAACCCCCAGCCUGCAGUGUUCUGGCAGAAAGAGGGGAGCCAGAACCUGCUGUUUCCCAACCAGCCGCAGCAGCCCAACAGCCGCUUCUCAGUGUCGCCCAGCGGAGAUCUGACCAUCACAGGGGUGCAGCGGGCAGACGCAGGCUACUACAUCUGCCAGGCGCUGACUGUAGCCGGCAGCAUCCUGGCCAAAGCCCAACUGGAGGUCACAGAUGUGUUGACGGACAGACCUCCGCCCAUCAUUCGUCAGGGUCCGGCCAAUCAGACGUUGGGCGUGGACGGUGUAGCUCUGCUGAAGUGCCAGGCAUCCGGUGAGCCCGUGCCCACCAUCAGCUGGCGCAAGGACGGAGUCAGUCUGCUGGGCAAAGACCCUCGCAUGUCUCUGCUGGACCUGGGCAGCCUCCAGAUCAAGAACAUACGGCUCUCAGAUUCUGGGAUCUACACCUGUGUGGCUGCCAGCUCCAGUGGGGAAACGUCUUGGAGUGCUUUCCUGGAAGUGAAAGAAUCUGCUGGGGUGGUGACGAUUAAGAACCGAGAUGAGAGUGAACUCCCAGGACCUCCCUCCAAACCUCAGGUCACAGACGUCACGAAGAACAGCGUGUCGCUGUCCUGGCAGCCCGGCCUGACCGGAGCAUCGGUCACAACGUCUUAUGUGAUUGAAGCUUUCAGCCAAUCAGUGAGUAACAGCUGGCAGACAGUGGCGGACCACGUUAAGACCACCCAGUACACCAUUAAAAGUCUCCGGCCCAACACCAUCUACCUGUUCAUGGUGCGAGCUGUCAACGCGCAGGGCCUGAGUGACCCCAGUCCCAUGUCGGAACCGGUCCGGACACAAGAUAUCAGUCCUCCAGCUCAGGGCGUGGAUCACAGGCAUGUCCAGAAGGAGCUGGGAGAGGUCAUUGUUCGGCUACACAAUCCCGUGGUCCUCAGCCCCACCACCAUCCAGGUCACAUGGACGGUGGAUCGUCAGUCUCAGUUCAUCCAGGGCUACAGGGUCGUGUACAGGCAGACAUCAGGGCUGUCUUCUCCGGGGCCGUGGCAGAGCCAGGAUGUCAAGGUUCCCUCUGAGAGGACCGUCGUUCUCUCCUCACUGAAGAAAGGCAUCGUAUACGAGUUCAAAGUGCGUCCAUAUUUCAACGAGUUCCAGGGCAUGGACAGCGAGUCCAGGACAGCGAGGACCACUGAAGAGCCUCCCAGUGCUCCACCCCAACAAGUGACUGUCCUGACGGUGGGGAAUCAGAACAGCACCUCUAUCAGCAUCUCAUGGGACCCCCCUCCUGCAGACCACCAGAACGGCAUCAUUCAGGAGUACAAGAUCUGGUGUUUGGGAAAUGAGAGCCGUUUCCAUGUGAAUAAAACGGUAGACGCAGCCAUCCGUUCUGUGGUGGUUGGGGGUCUUCAGGCAGGGGUGCUUUACCGGGUGGAGGUGGCUGCUAGCACCAGUGCAGGAGUGGGCGUGAAGAGCGAGCCCCAGCCAAUCGUCAUUGGUAAGGACUUCCGAGAUGUGAUUGUGAGUGGGAACAAGAAUAACAGCAUCACAGAGCAGAUCACUGAUGUGGUGAAGCAGCCGGCCUUCAUUGCUGGGAUCGGAGGUGCCUGCUGGGUCAUCCUCAUGGGCUUCAGCAUCUGGCUCUACUGGAGGAGGAAGAAGAGGAAGGGUCUCAGCAACUAUGCAGUUCAGUCGUUCACCUUCACCCCUGCAGUGACGUUCCAGCGUGUUGACGGAGGCUUGAUGAGCAAUGGAAGUCGGCCUGGUCUCCUCAGUGCUGGUGAUGCAGGCUAUCCUUGGCUGGCUGACUCCUGGCCGGCCACCAGCAUGCCCGUCAACAGCAGCUCCGCAGGACCCAACGACCUCAGCAACUUCAGCGGCCGUGGAGAUGUGAUGCCCACCGCUCAGCCUGAUAAAACAGGCACCAUGCUGUCUGACGGAGCCAUCUACAGCAGCAUCGACUUCACCACUAAAGCGGGCUUCAGCAGCCCCAGCCCUGCCUCACAGGCCACGCCCUACGCCACCACGCAGAUCCUCCACUCCAGCAGCAUCCACGAGCUGGCCGUGGACCUGCCUGACGCCCAGUGGAAAACCUCACUGCAGGCCAAGCAGGAGAUGGCCAACCUGGGCUACUCUCUGCCUGACAAAAACUCCUGCAACAACACACUCCUUUUCAUUCCUGACUACCGAUUGGCUGAUGGAUUGUCUAAUAGAAUGCCCCACAACCAAUCACAGGAUUUCAGCACCACCAGCUCACACAACAGCUCAGAGCGGAGCGGCAGUCUGUCAGGUGGGAAGGGAGGAAAGAAGAAAAAGACCAAAGCAGGAGCCAAGCCCACCAAGGCCAAUGGCUCCAACUGGGCAAAUGUCCCUUUACCACCCCCUCCUAUCCAUCCUCUACCCGGCACAGAGCUGGACCACUACCCUACAGAGCACCAUGAAGGAGGAGGCUAUGAAAGUGACGGCUGGGGUCCUCCACUGCCCGUACAGACGUACCUGCACCAGGGCCUGGAGGAUGAGCUAGAAGAAGAGGAGGAGAGGGUGCCGACCCCACCCAUCAGGGGCGUGGCCUCCUCCCCUGCAGCCGUAUCCUUCGGAAAGCAGUCCACAGCCACGCUGACCCCGUCACCUCGAGAGGAGAUACAGCCCAUGCUGCAGGCCCAUUUGGACGAGCUGACCCGGGCCUACCAGCUGGACAUGGCUAAGCAAGCCUGGCACCUGCAGGGGGGCACGUAUCCUCCUCAGGCACCCGCCCCUCCAGUGGGAUACAUGUCCAGCACCCUUGUCUCUGACAUUGAGACAGACCUCCCGGAUGACGAUGAUGACGAUGAGGAUGACCAGGAGGAAGAUGAAGGCUAUGAGAUGUCUCCGCCCCUCCGGGGUAUUGAACACACACCGGGCUCCAGCAUGGACAACCUAGACAGCUCAGUUACAGGCUCCAUGGUGAAUGGUUGGGGUUCGGCGUCAGACGAGGACGACAGGCCCUUUUCCAGCCACAGGUCCAGUGCAGGUAGCUCCUCAGAUGGCUCGCUCUUCACCCACUGCAGCUUUGCCCGGGCGCUGGCGGCGGCUGCAGACAAGGCCGGCUAUAGGCUGGACGGCACCAGCCUCAGCAAGAGAGAUAAAGCCCUAGGUGCGAGACCUCGGCCUGCCAGUCCAUUUUCCACAGAUGGCAGCACUAUGGGCACACACAGUCUGGGGCACCAGCGCGCAGCACGACCCACCCGCAAACACAGAGGCCCGUGCACAGCCCCGCACCGCAGGGACGCCAGUGCUGAUGACCUACCUCCACCCCCAGAACCUCCACCCUUUCAGACCCCACGCGUCCAGGGGCAGAGGAGUAUGGGGAGUCUAGGCAGCCCUGCUGAGCGAAAGGCCUCGUCUCUGGAGAGGCAGCCUAUGGCCGGGCUGGAGGAGGUGAAGAGCUCUCUGGACAGACAAGCCCGGACCUCACUGGAGCGCCAUCGGCAAGCCCAGGAGAGACUGGGCUCCAUGGAGAGAGCAGAAGAGGCUAGAAGAGCUCAGAAGAACGGGCCGGUGUCAGAAGAGGUCAUGCCACCCUAUAGCAAACCAUCCUUUCCCUCCCCCGGGGGCCACAGUUCAUCUGGGACCACAUCCUCCAAAGGCUCGACGGGCCCUCGGAAAGGAGAGGGGUCACGAGGUCAGCACCAGCGCGCCAACACUGAGCACGACUCCGGCUACGCGGGGAUCAAUGGCCAGGGACAGUACUCCGGAGAGUUAUAGUGAACAGCCCUGAGCGUGAGCUGAACAAUGCCUUUUCCUGCCCCGGAGACGCUUCUCCUGCUCGGUGCAAUGGACUCGUAAAACGGUGUCAGAAGGAGGAACGGAUCUGACGAAGGCGGAGAGGAAAGCGCAAGCGAAAACUGUAAAUGUGAUGUAAAGACGGACAUGCGACCCACAGUGUUGAUUUGAUGUUUUCUGUCCUUUCGAGAACAAACUAAACACCUUCCUCUUUGAAAACGAAAAAAAAACAUUAAUUCUGAGAAGACAACAUGUUGGAGAGAAGAAAAAAAAACGGAGAAAAAAACAAAAAAGAGAUCGGAAGCUUCAUUCCGAACUGGAAAAGGGAAUCGUAUUGUAUUUCCUGUAAAUAUAUUCUCAACGUUGAAAAUUGUUCAUUGCAUCGCUAUGCAAACUGGUUCCGUACGCUCCACGCCCAACCCCCCCCCCCCCCCCCAUCCACCCUCGACCUCUUUACGCGCUAUUGGUCAUUUGUAUUAUAUGUGAAUUGAUAGGCUGUGGUGCCAUACAGAAAAAAAAAAAAAACUGUUAUCAUCCGUCAUUUGUUAAUAUUUCUCAUGGGUUUCAUUGUUGUUCUUAUUAUGAUUCUGAUGAUUAUUAUGAUUCAUUGUUUUCUUUUGCACUGCGAUUUUUUGGUGAAAAGCACAAAAACCAUAGCUCCCGCUGACAUGAAGCACCGGGGGAGAGGAGAUGUGAAGAGGAGUUGCUGUACUGUAACUAGAGAAAAGAAAAUAUAUAGCCAUGUACAGAGAUAUAUUAAACUAAGCCUGCGUUCCUUGGAGGCGCCGGGAUUUGUGAUGCUAAAAGGCAGAGUUGCACGAAUGUUAUUGGGCAGCGGUGGGGUUCUCCUGAGGCUAUGACGGAGGGCGGUGGUACCCUCUCGAUGUUGGAAACGUGCUGAAGAGAGAUAAGAAACAGAGAGAGAGAAAGAGAGAGAGAGAGAUGUUGACGCUUGGACAGAUGAUUGCUGGACCAGUGCAGUGCGGUGGUGUCAAAACCCCACUGCAAUAAACGUCAACCCGAAAGUGGUCAUGUUCCCUUUCACCCAAACCCCCCACCCCUCCCGACCCGAGUCCUGUUCAAACACGUUGUCUUAUUCAGACGUGGGCCGGCAGACAGUACUUGGUUUACAGUACUUGCCGCCCGCUGUUUGCUUUCUUGUGUUUACUUGUUUGUGUGCGUGUCAGCCUUGCUCCUCUUUGAACAUCACUCAAUAGCUCACCCACUCUCUCCGCUCUGUCCAUCAGAGUGCGGGCCAGCGUCAGGCGGACAGUAAGAGUGAUGAUGAGCUUUAUGAAUACGGUUUCUCUCUGGCUGUAGUCCCAAUACUUUUGUAUUUACCUAUUCUUUUUUUUUCCACUAAAAGGUGGAUCUUCUUAAAGCACUCAAAACGCAAGCAAUUUAAAAGCCAUAUGAACAAGAAUACUCUAUGUCUUCGUGUAUAGUUUCUGUUCAGUCAAUUUGUCGUUCUUUUAAACACUGGAAAUUAAUACAUGAAGACGAGAAUCUUGGGUUUUGGUGCUUUUGCAAGACCACUGUGUGAUUUAAGUUUCCUUGAAAGCCUAGCUGUAAGUUUGGUUAGGAUUGGUUGCUGCAAUUUGGGAGCCUAAAUCCAUUAAUCUUUUGUCCGUACUCUGCAUUGAUUUUGACCAUGAUUUUGAUUUUGUAAAUGUUCUCUGAAAGCUUCAGGCUCACUCACACUCCCUUUUCUAAUGAAAAUCAGUGUCUUUCAAACAUUGUAAUCAUCACUGCCCACAUGCGUUCUCUACAUUGGCUUGGAUGUGAAACAAUACAUACAAUGGAGGACAGUUCAUAGCUAAAAAGGGGUUUGGUUUCUGACAAGAACAAUCAAGGCUACAGUGGAGUAGUAGUACUGGAGGUAGUGAGGUUCUUCGUCAGCAUGUCUAUUUGGCAGUGGUUGGGUUUCACUUCACAGGGUUCAUAGGGUCAUGAAACACCUGGAAAAGUCAUGAAAUAAAAAAAAAAAGCAUUAGAUGAGUUUUGAAAAAAUUUAAAUAUCCAGAAAGUUUUGGUAAAGUUGUGGAAAUUCGCUCUACAAAUCUUUGUGUUUCCAUUUAUUGAUGGAGAAAAUCUAUUUUGAGCUAACAAAUCAGAGUCAGCCGUACACAAUGGAGCUCUCAGGCUCUGACACACAUUUUAUUAUUAAAGAUUGUGUCAACAUUUUAUCGGAUUUAUUUUAGACCUACUAUAAUCAAUAGUUUUAGUUGAUUUUUGGUUUUAUUGUCCAUGUCUGCACUUUUAAAAUUCAUAUGGUCAUGAAAAUGUGCCUUGAAGGCAUGGAAAAGUCACGAAAAAAUCAUGGAAAUUUAUUGGUUAAAAUGUGUAUGAACCCAGACUUAAACUAAUGGCCAGUAAUGAGACUAAGCAUAUUUUUUUAAAGCUUACCUCCGUUUCCAUAAGCUUUCAGGUAAUAAAGCAAAACAAAAACAGACAAAACAAACACAGAAGGCUCCAUCCGUAUUUAUAGCCAUUUAUGGAUUGACAUUGAGCUUUAAUAAGUCUUUAUGGAUGUGGAAAUUGUGUGGGUGCUGUGUAGCCAAUAGUUUAAGUAAAACACAAACUAUUGGCUAUUAUAUGAAUAUGAUGAAGAAAAAAAAAACUUAGGGCAGAUUUUUUACACAGUUUAGAGUCAUUUACACCUCUGCCUCUUUUGUCAUUAUCACAGUACAUUAUCACAACCUCCCCUAAUGUCACCAGGCUUGUUGUUGUCAUAAGCUUUUGACUCCAAACUGGCAUUUAGCGGAUGAUCUUGCUGUUUAACAGCCAUGCCAACAUAAAUGUCACAUGCAGUAGAAGCAUGUGGGCAGUGAAGGUUCAAACAUUUGAAACAGAUGUAUAAAUAAAUGAGCCUUAAGUAAUCAAAUACAUAUUUUUUGCACUGUAAGGUGCACUGGAUUAUAAGGAGUAUUAUGAGACACUAGUAAGGAACAGGAGCAUCGCUAAAAAAUCUUUUAAAGCCAAUAGAGCACUGGGUGUUAAUCUACUCAGAUUUAUCUCCUGAAAACUGAUUAUUUGGGUGAGUAAAGCUCUUCCGUUUAUUUACAGUAAGCUUAGACUGAGGAACUCUGAGAGCUUCAGUAAGCCAAGGUGAUAUUAGCUAGCGGUUUUUGCUACGUUGCUUGUUUUAACACAGUAACAACACACAGACUACAGGCAGAUAUACUCACCUCUGAACAGUGAAGGAGCUAGCGCUUAGCACAUGUAGCGGCUAAUGCUAAUACUGCUCUAGCAGUGCUAUAGCCGGGGUUAGCAGCAGGCUACAGUCUGAUAAUACUCACCUCUAAAUGGCGAAAAAAGGUAGCGAUUAGCGUGGUUAGCAGCUAAAGCUAAUGCUGCUCCAGCCUAAGUGCUGGAAAACUAAACUGAAACUCCUGUAUAACGCUGUAUAAAAUCAGCAGAGUGAUUUUACUGCUCCUUACAACAUGACUAACAGGUAAAAUUCAUACAUGCUCAAGAUUUUUAGGAAAAUUAAAGGAUUUUAGUGCGCCUUAUAGUGCGAAAAAUACAGUAAAUGAUUACUUCCUACAAUAAAUAAAUAAAUAAAUGAAUACUACACUACAAAGACAGCUAUCACUAAAUCACUCACUGUCUGUGGAAUCUGUGGAGUUUUUGCUCUCAAAACAGUUGCGAAUCAUCUCAAUUAUUUCUUUUCUUUCAUUUUAAUCGUCAAAGCACUUAAUUAUCUUUGGUUUACUUAUGAUACUAUAAGACUACAACCCAGGAUCUACACUUUCCGGAUACUUCUUUAUCUAUGCAGAGAACCGAGUCACGAAACAGAAACAUGGAACAGAAAACUCAGUAGAAAUUGUAACGUAAUUCAAAUUAACGUUGGAAAAUCUACUUCUGUCUUAUAAUUAGCAUAUUAAUAUUAAUAUUAACGAUUCUGCCAUUAUGACAUCAUAGGGCAGACAUGACAUUGCAAAUGUCUCUAGUUUGUUAUGAUAUGAUCAUUUGACGAUAUGAUGAUUUUUCAGCUGUUUCAAAAGUGGGCGUUUCCGUACUGAUGUGAGGUGUUGAUAGCAGGUCCACUGUAUAGUGGAUGAACUCAGAACUCACUGUUGGAGUGAAGGAGCGUAUCUGCAACAGCGCCACUCACUGCCUGCCGCUCUACACUGGGCAGACUUACUUACACUUACACUUACACACCACUUACCUACAAUUAUCUACAGUUUACUGACCACAGUGUAUUCAAUGCCAUGUUUUAAUUAUUUUUAUUUUUAUUUUUUUUUAUUAUUUUAUAUAAAUGUGUAUAAAGUUGAUCAAAAGAUAUUUUUUACUGGUGAGCCUUCAGGAGAAAAACCUAAAAACAAUGACUGUCCCCCCCCACCCACCCC
Astyanax mexicanus (Mexican tetra) is the source of this 9521-nucleotide messenger RNA. RefSeq names its product roundabout, axon guidance receptor, homolog 2 (Drosophila) (gene robo2). The transcript has 31 exons. The record is from RefSeq and is a predicted model, not a curated record. Gene Ontology annotation, molecular function: protein binding. Bases 310 to 5148 code for a protein of 1612 amino acids. NCBI's taxonomy places the organism in Eukaryota, Metazoa, Chordata, Actinopteri, Characiformes, Acestrorhamphidae. Gene Ontology annotation, cellular component: axon; plasma membrane. Gene Ontology annotation, biological process: cell-cell adhesion; axon guidance.